Mugil cephalus (flathead mullet) is the source of this 4895-nucleotide messenger RNA. It is a transcript of the gene kdr, whose product is annotated as kinase insert domain receptor (a type III receptor tyrosine kinase). The transcript is spliced from 30 exons. The record is from RefSeq and is a predicted model, not a curated record. NCBI's taxonomy places the organism in Eukaryota, Metazoa, Chordata, Actinopteri, Mugiliformes, Mugilidae. The coding region runs from base 262 to 4320 and encodes 1352 amino acids. Gene Ontology annotation, biological process: positive regulation of kinase activity; protein phosphorylation; vascular endothelial growth factor receptor signaling pathway. Gene Ontology annotation, cellular component: membrane; signaling receptor complex. Gene Ontology annotation, molecular function: ATP binding; vascular endothelial growth factor receptor activity; growth factor binding.
CUCCUCCCCUGUAGACUGCUCGUCUGAGGCGCGUAUCUCCAUCCUCAGCAGCAGCAGCUCCACGGAGACACGCACAGCACUUUACGCACGGCUGAUCACCAUCCACUGGCUGUUCUCAUGACUUCCAAACUUUCUCUGGAGUGGAAUAUAAAACACCGGCGUCCAAUGGAUUGGUGACGUUUGAGUAGGACCGUUAUUGUUGCUGCAGUGAGUUUUUUUUAAUAGGACUUUGAUGUGGACUCAGUCCUUAUCUUCUGUCGGAUGAUGGCGCGGAUAGUCUCCGUCAUUCCAGUACUUGGCGUCAUACUGAAAAUCACUUUUGUUGUUGCCAUAGAACUCCGGUUUAUAUCUGAUCCACCAACGCUUAACAUCCAUGGCGUCCACCGGAUGAACAAAUCCGACAACCUUGAACUAACGUGCAGAGGGCAGCAAAACCUCAAGUGGACAACCCCUGCUACAAGCACUCGCUUCUCCACCAGUGACUGCAGCGGAUCAGGACUCUUCUGCAAAACACUGACGAUCACCAACGCAACUGUCAAUGAAACUGGACAGUAUCAGUGCUCCUACACAAACCUGAAAGUUGAAGACGGCAAGACGGCAGCGUCGGUUUAUGUUUUUGUCCAUGAUUACAAGGUGCCAUUUGUGCCAUCUGAUAAAGAAUAUGAGGUGGUGUUCAUCCGUGAAGGAGAGCAGGUGGUGAUACCGUGCCGAGGCUCUGUGGAGGAUCUUAAUGUAACUCUCAACACUAAAUAUCCAGUGAAGGAGCUUCAUCCUGAUGGUAGGGAAUCUAUGUGGGACGCCAAGAUAGGCUUCACUGUUCCCACUCAUCUGAUCAGCUACGCCGGCGUUGUGUCCUGCCAGACUCAAAUUGGAAAUGAGACCUUUAAGUCCCCUCUCUACAUUGUGGCCGUCGUUGGAUUCAAGAUUCAUGAACUCACCGUGACCCCGUCUCAAGUGACGCUGUCUGUUGGCGAGCGGCUGACGCUCAGCUGCACGGCCAACACCGAACUCAACGUGGGCAUCGAGUUCAACUGGACGCACUCCGGUGGAGUCCUGACCUCAGGUGAGGGUUUCAGGCCGUCCCACGCAGUGUCCCACAAGAAGAAGCUGUGGAACUCCCUGGAGCUGUCCAACACACUCACCGUGGAGAAUGUGACGGUUGACCACACAGGGGAGUUCAUCUGCACUGCCUCCAGCGGGAAGAUGCAGAUGUCCAAGUCGGCAAAGCUUAAAGUUUAUGAAAAACCUUUUAUUGAAAUAAAGGAACCGUGGAUGAAGGUAUGGGAGGUAACCGUGGGCGAUCAGAUGGUUGCACAGAUUCCUGUCAAGUACUCGGCGUACCCUGAGCCCAGCUUUAAAUGGUUAAAAAAUGACCAGCUGCUGAAGGAAGGCUACAGGAUAAAACUGAGAAGUGAUGUCAUCACCAUCCGUGGAGUCACAGAAAUGGACGCAGGGAAUUACACAGUGGUCCUGUUCAAUAAGAUCACUAAAGAGGAACAGAAGCGCUCUUUCCAGCUACUCAUUAAUGUGCCUCCUCGUAUCAUUGAGAAGGAGGUGGCAGUGGGCACCGAUGUGUACCCGUAUGGCAGCAACCCCAUCCUGAGGUGCACUGCCCGUGGAUUUCCCAUACCUGCACACAUCAAGUGGCAGUGGAUGUCCACAGAGGACUGUCCGAUAACCUUCCUGCCAGGGCUGGGCAAGUCUGACAUAAGGUUGAGGGACUGCGCGGAUUGGAGGGACAUCAGCAACAGCACUGGACACAACCACAUAGAACGAAUUGCGACGGACACAGAUCAUGCCCAAAAGAAAAUCAUGAGCUCUUUGAAGAUUCAGAAAGCAGAGACCAAAGCCCUCUACAAGUGCACGGCUUCCAACAAAGUGGGACAAGAUUCACGCAUCAUUUAUUUCCAUGUGACACGCGGCCUUGAGGUGAGCAUGUCUCCGUCCAGUGAGCCUUUGGAGGAGGACCACGUGGUUCUGCGGUGUAAAGCAGACAGGCACAUCUACAGAAACCUGGCCUGGUUCCGUGUGGCCAACACGUCCCGGUCGGAGCCGUUUGCCUCGGUGGAGCCUUGCCGCAACCUCACCCUGCUGCGGAGGCCCCUGUCGCCGACCGUGUCGUCCACCCAGCAGGGCACCAACGUGACCCUGGAGCUUUCGCUGCCCAGAGCGUCCCGACAGGAUGAGGGCUUUUACGCGUGUCAGGUGGAAAACAUCAAGACUGGAGAGAGAACCUGUCUGCUACGGCGCCUGUCCCUCAAAGAUCUUGAGGCUGCAAGGAUCCUUAACAAUUUCACCGACCAAAAGGUUAACGUGAGUGCCACGAUCACUCUCCACUGCGAGGCCGCCGGGACUCCAGAUCCAACUGUGGUGUGGACCAAGAACAACCAGACCGUGGUGGAGGGCUCAGGUGUGAUUCUGAGCCACCGCAACCACAGUCUGACCAUCCAGCGUGUGAAGAAGGAGGACGGCGGCCUGUACACCUGCACUGCAUGUAACAACCGUGGCUGUGACACCUCACAGACCUAUCUGGUUACGGAAGGGGCAGAGGAGAAGACUAAUGUGGAGCUGAUCGUCCCUAUUGGGUCAGUCGUCAUCGCCAUGUUUUUCUGGUUACUGAUCGUCUUUGUCAUCCGCGGAAGAAAGAGACCAAGCGGAGGGGAGCUGAAGACGGGAUACCUGUCCAUGAUCCUUGACUCAGAGGACAUGCCCAUGGACGAGCAGUGUGAGAGGCUCACCUAUGAUGCUAACAAAUGGGAGUUUCCCCGGGACAGGCUGAAACUUGGUGAGCCACUGGGGCGAGGAGCAUUUGGCCAGGUGGUAGAAGCAGCCGCCUUUGGCAUUGAGAAAGCUACCACGUGCACUACGGUUGCAGUCAAGAUGCUUAAGGAGGGAGCCACGUCUAGUGAGUACCGUGCCUUGAUGUCAGAGCUGAAAAUUCUCAUCCACAUUGGACAUCACCUCAAUGUUGUCAACUUGCUGGGAGCCUGUACAAAGCCUGGAGGGCCGCUGAUGGUCAUUGUUGAGUACUGUAAACAUGGAAACCUCUCGAGCUACCUGAAGAGCAAGCGCGGAGAGUACAGCCCCUACAAGAGAAAGCGGUUGGAUAGCCAGAGGUGGGCGCCUGCAGAAGAGGAUGUGACUGAAGGCGACCUGGGUCUGGGGAAGAUUGCUCAGCUAGACAUCUGCACAGGGACAGCUGUCUGCUCCAGUACUGGGGACCAGGCUCCAGGCUGCAACACGGACGAUCAGGAAGAGAGUUCAGAUGAUGACCAUCUGACCAUGGAAGACCUGAUAAGCUACAGCUUCCAGGUGGCUAAAGGAAUGGACUUUCUGUCUUCUCGCAAGUGCAUCCACAGAGACCUAGCAGCCAGAAACAUCUUGCUUUCGGAGAACAACGUGGUGAAGAUUUGUGACUUUGGCCUCGCUAGAGAUGUGUACAAAGACCCUGACUAUGUCCGCAAGGGAGAUGCACGUCUCCCUCUAAAGUGGAUGGCUCCUGAGACCAUCUUUGACCGGGUUUACACCACACAAAGUGAUGUUUGGUCCUUUGGCGUCCUUCUCUGGGAGAUCUUUUCAUUGGGGGCUUCUCCUUAUCCUGGAGUUUGCAUCGAUGAGUCCUUCUGCAGGCGGCUCAAGGAAGGCACCAGGAUGAGACCCCCUGAGUAUGCCACCACAGAGAUAUACCAGACCAUGUUGGACUGCUGGCUGGAUCGUCCUACAGACAGGCCGACGUUCGCAGAACUGGUUGAACAUCUGGGAAACCUGCUCCUGGCCAGUGCCCAACAGGAUGGGAAGGAUUAUAUCCCCUUGACAGCAGGUGAAGCAGAGGGAUGCCCACUGGGCCCUGACCCCAGGAUCCCUUAUGGGAGUCACCAGAGUGGGGAAGUCCUGGAAGCUCAGCUCCACUACGACCACCCGUCGUCACUUGGACUGUCCCAGCAGACUGAGAGGUGUAGCCGGCCCCUCAGUGUGAAGACGUUUGAAGACAUCCCCGUGGCACGCAGCAGCGUCAUGGAGGGUCAUACAGACAGUGGGAUGGGCUUCUCACAUGAGGAGGUAAAAGGUUUGAAUCAACAGCUACCAACCACGCCCAACUUCAGUCAGCUGAUGCGCUGUAAGAGUAAAGAGUCGCUGGCUUCGGAGUCGUCCAAUCAGACGAGCGGAUAUCAGUCAGGGUACCACUCGGACGACACAGACACUCCGAUCUAUGCCAACGAGGAGGUGAUCAUGAAGCACAACAUGCUGAAGAAGCCUCCGCUGCCCAAGACGCCUGACAAGUUCAACACGGAGAUCCGCUAUAGCACGCCGCCUGUCUGACCCCGCAUGUUCCCCAGCAGAUUAACCCUGGGUCUCUUCACUGUACAGUAUUUGUUCAUUUUCCGCAGGUGUUACACUCUAGAAACAAUGGCAACACAUGCAGUAGAACUGGGUUGACCAUCGCGUUGAGAUAUUUUCACAAGCGAUAACUUAAAAAGUCAGAUGGGAGAAAUUAAGUUUGUAUGAUAAGUUUGUAGUGCAGCUCUCUUUGGACGGCCGGAGGAACGCUAUCAUGUUUACACAGCAUGUAAAAUGUCUGAGGAGCCCAAACGAGAGGGCAUGCCUACUUCCUGAGGCGCAAUCCACCCCACUUCCUCUACUGCAGGAAAUGGCAUCUGGAAUUUUUAGAUAAUUGAAUCAGCAAAUGUUUUCUUUCUUUCACUAUUCUUUUCUUUAGUUUUUCUUUUUUUUUCCCAGUUCACUGAAUGGUUGAUUUUCUCUCAAAUCAUUGUUUCUAGCGUCAUAUUUGUACAGUUCCUUUAUUCAUAUUACUUCCAGUAUUUUAUUGAAAGUGUAUUACUAAACCUGCUAUAAAUUUAACUAGUUUUAUAAAAUAAAUAUACUCACACGUUAAA